Messenger RNA from Chenopodium quinoa (quinoa), 1354 nucleotides. RefSeq names its product vesicle-associated membrane protein 722-like. Gene Ontology annotation, biological process: vesicle-mediated transport. The coding region runs from base 419 to 1087 and encodes 222 amino acids. The record is from RefSeq and is a predicted model, not a curated record. The transcript is spliced from 5 exons. NCBI's taxonomy places the organism in Eukaryota, Viridiplantae, Streptophyta, Magnoliopsida, Caryophyllales, Amaranthaceae. Gene Ontology annotation, cellular component: membrane.
CCCAACAUUAUUUAGGGAAAGGGCUCCACAUAAUGAGCUCUUUGAGUCUUGGUUCACUUAAUUUAAUUACGCGUUUGUAUAAUCCUUAAUGCUACUUAUACCAUUUAUAAACUCAAUUUCCAUUUCAAAUUCAAUUUAGGCAACAAUGAUCCCAAUUAUUGACACAUCAUAAAAACAUUCCAAAAAUGCAAAAAGAAUAAAAACCGGUAACGCCUCUUUCUCUCUCCUCCCCACCUCUUCUUUCUCUCUAUAACCAAACCAAAAACACAAACAACAACAUUCCCAUUCAUUCAUUCAUAAAUAUCCUUUUCACUCAACCUCACGCUUUCUUCUUCCUUAAAUUCCCUUCUAAAAUUUAAAAAAUUUCUCUUUCAAAUGCAAAAUUCCGUGUAAUUUUUGGCGGUGAAUUUGGAAAAAAAUGGGGCAACAAUCUUUGAUCUAUAGUUUUGUUGCGCGAGGCACGGUAAUUUUGGCUGAAUUUACAGAAUUUACUGGGAAUUUUACAUCGGUUGCAACUCAAUGCCUUCAGAAAUUACCCUCUUCAAGCAGCAAAUUUACCUACAAUUGUGAUGGUCAUACUUUCAAUUAUCUCGUCGACAAUGGAUUCACUUACUGUGUUGUUGCAGUUGAGUCUGCGGGUAGGCAGAUUCCGAUUGCUUUUCUAGAGAAAGUCAAGGAUGAAUUUUCCAAGAAAUAUGGCGGGGGGAAAGCUGCAACGGUUGCUGCCAAAGGCCUAAACAAAGAAUUCGGGCCUAAGUUGAAGGAGCAGAUGCAGUACUGUGUGGAUCACCCAGAAGAGAUUAACAAGCUUGCAAAAGUGAAAGCCCAGGUGUCAGAAGUUAAAGGAGUAAUGAUGGAAAAUAUUGAGAAGGUUCUUGACAGAGGUGAAAAAAUCGAGCUCCUGGUGGACAAAACAGAGAACCUUCGUUCUCAGGCACAAGAUUUCAGGACUCAGGGUACCAAAAUAAGGAGAAAGAUGUGGUGGGAGAACAUGAAGAUAAAGCUGAUAGUUUUAGCUAUUGUUGUGGCACUGAUUCUCAUCUUGAUCUUGUCCAUUUGCGGAGGCUUCAAGUGCACCCAUAAGUAAACCAGAUCUAUAGGCUUAUAUACAAAUCAGAGUUUCGUCAUCUAUAUUGUAUGAUGGAUUUUCAGACAGUUUUGUACAGUUGUGUACCGAAAUCCUUUUGACAAUAGUAGGCUAAUAUGCAAACUUGGUCCUAGAGAUGAUUUCUGCCUCUUUUGGCUGAUCUUAAUUUGAAACUUAGAUUGCUUUGUAUUAUCAUUGAUAUUUUGCAUUAGAACAACAUGGUAUACAUAGAAAUAUAGACUGGAUCUAUAUUGACCUGUUAACUUA